Sitophilus oryzae (rice weevil) is the source of this 2177-nucleotide messenger RNA. RefSeq names its product putative nuclease HARBI1. Bases 920 to 1978 code for a protein of 352 amino acids. The transcript is spliced from 2 exons. The record is from RefSeq and is a predicted model, not a curated record. Lineage: Eukaryota; Metazoa; Arthropoda; Insecta; Coleoptera; Curculionidae.
GAAGUAAAAAAAACAAACCGCACCAUCAACAUCGACACCGGUGUUGACACCGACACCGUUGUUGAACUCGACACUGGUGGCGAAAUGAACACUGGUAUUGAGAUAAACACCGGUGUCGGGAUAAACACCGGUGUCGAGAAAACACCGGUGUCAAGAUAAAUACCGGUGUUGAGAUAAACACCGGUAUCGAUGUUGACACCGGUAUGCCGACUGAAACAUCGAUGGUCAUCAACACCUAACACCGGUGUUCAAAUCUCAACACCAAACAGGUCUAGCUGGGGUAGUCAAUUGUAUCCAUAGAGAAAGCCUAAUACUUAGCUUAUAAUAAAACAAUAAACUUUUGAUUUCUAACGACAAUUUUUAUUGACGGAUGAUAAUGGCUAAAAUGAGAUUCCCCGUAAAUUUAUUAUAGAAGUAUAAUUAGUGGAAAAGUUAAAAGUUUGUUAACUUUUUCCACUAAUUGAAUAUUACUACCACUGAUUUUGACGUUGUGAAUGCUUACUAGAGGAACAAACUUCUACGCUAAUCGAAACAUUGAAACCAAUAAUUUAUUCCACUAAUUUGGAGGUUCGGAAUAAAGCUUUAGCGAAACGAUUUAAGACUUACGCCCAGUUUCAUAAUAAAAUAUAAAGUACUUUAAAAUCUUAAAGGAACUUUAAAUUUAAAAUUGCGUUCCAUAAUUAAACUUUAAGGUUUAAAGUCGCUUUAAAGUUAAAGUGCACAUGCUCCCGCUUUAAAAACGCUAAAGUACUUUACUACUUUAACCGUAACCCUAUAUUUCGAAUUUCGAACCUGUUUCGAACUCCCUAUUUUUCGUUUCAUCCUCGUGUUUUAACCCCUGUGGUUUUAGCUUUUGUGGAUUUAGCAGAGAGAAAAGUGUUUGGUUAAUUCUGUCAUUGUAUAAAUCAUUUUUUGAAAUAUGUUAUCUUCAUCCUCAAGUUCUAGUUCUGAAGAAGAAGAAAUAGUUGUGAGGAGGCCAAAGAUAUAUCCCAAAAGGAAAGAUUACGUCCACGAAUAUGAUGAGCUUGAUUUCUUUGAUAGGUUUAGGCUGACAAAGGCAACGGUUAUCAAUUUAUUAGAAAAAAUUGAAAACUUGAUAGUGUUACCAACAAACAGGGGCGGAUGCAUAGAUCCAAUGAAGCAAUUGUUGCUUACAUUACGUUUCUAUGCAACAGGAAACAUCCUACUCUCUGUAGGAGAUUUUAUGGGAGUGUCAAAAAGCUCAGCUAGUAGAAUCGUGCAAAGAGUUUCUCAGGCAAUUGCAUCUUUGAGGCCACAAUAUAUCAACAUGUAUGGUACAAACCAAGAAAUGGAGGCAGCAUGUGAAGAUUUUUAUAGAAUAGCUCGGUUUCCAAAAUGUAUUGGUGCUAUUGACUGUACUUUAAUAAAAAUAGAUUCAGUAGGGGGAGACGAUGCUGAAAUUUUUCGAUGCAGGAAAGGAUAUUUUGCAGUAAAUGUACAAACAGUUUCUGAUGCCGAUUUAAGAAUAAGGAAUAUUGUUUGUCGAUGGCCAGGGUCUACACAUGACCAAACUAUAUUCAACAACAGUAACUUAAAACAGCAAUUUGAGAAUAACAUGUAUGGCCAGUACUUAUUAAUUGGUGACAGCGGUUAUACAUUGAAACCAUACCUCAUGACACAACUGCAAACCGUGGAAACAGCAGCUCAGAAUUUAUAUAAUGAAUCACUCAUUAGGACACGGAAUGUUGUGGAACGGCAGUAUGGGGUAUGGAAACGAAGGUUUCCAAUACUUCGAUUAGGUAUGAGGUUAAAAUUAGAAACAAUUAGAAACAUAAUUGUGGCAACAGCUGUACUCCACAAUUUAGCGCUGGCAAUGGGAGAAGAAUUUCCAGACGAUUGGCUGGAACAAGAAGAAGGUGAUGAUAUUCAUGAAAAUCAUGUCAAUUUUGAUAAUAAUAAUAACAAUGGACGACAAGUAAGAGAUCUGUUAGUCCAUCAACAUUUUGGCAGAUUAUAGAGCAGCACUUCAAUAUAUAUUUUAAAAUAAUGUUUUUUGUAUUUAACAAUUUAUUGAUUUAUAAUUUAACUAUAAUUAUAAAGAAUAAAAAAUAUGCAUUUAUUUAAAGGGACAUUCAUUGUUAAAUAUUGAACACUUCUUUAUUUUGAUUUGUUAAACUGUAACUGUUACAAUGAAUAAAAUGUAUGCAUUUAUUAAA